Molecule: messenger RNA, 2919 nt
Organism: Fonsecaea erecta
Lineage: Eukaryota; Fungi; Ascomycota; Eurotiomycetes; Chaetothyriales; Herpotrichiellaceae
Exons: 1
Coding region: 1-2919 (972 amino acids)
Molecular function (GO): protein binding
Source: RefSeq, a predicted model, not a curated record
AUGGAUCAAGAACAGUUCAGCGGCUGGAGUCCCCCUCGAGACGACCUCGAUGGUCUGAUCUCAGGGUUUGAUGCGUCUAAUACCAUACCAGAUGUCGACAGGACCGCCUGGAGUGAACAAGGCACUGCAACGUCCUCUCCUCAUCACUCACGCUAUCUCGAGCCUGCCUCCCCAGGAAUCAUCAGAUCGCCGCUUCAACAGCCCCCCAGCUCAGUCCCCAGCUCAGUCCCCAGCUCUAGACCAGUCGCUCAGCGAAGGACAGCGUCUUCAAAUCAAAUCUCUGGCUUGGCCUAUGGGGAGCAACCUCCCCCCAUCUCCUUCGAGCCUCCUCUUCGAUCGAUAUUCGUCUCCGGACCGCCUACGGCUUCCGUCUCCGCGAACACGGCUCUGGCCUCUCUGAGCGCUGCAGCGUCCUCGAACAAUACCGUUUCGUUGGCGGCGUUGACAAGCGCUGGCGGAAGUCGACGUCCUAAUAUCAAGGCUGGGGACACCACGCCGACUGCUUUGCCCGGAGCCUCGAGCAGUCGACAUCAUUUGAUCAACCCCGAAAAGGAUGGCGAUGACCCCACGGCAGGCGCAACCAGCAACAGCUUUGACCCUGACUCUGUCAAUACCUCGACGACCCUUGCUCGUCUGUUCAUCACAAGCGACACAACGAGUCCUGAUCCCACAUCCAGAGUCAGUUCCCACAUCCGAACCGUGUCCGCUGCCAGCCGAAGUCUAGGUGGUACCGCAACUCUCACGGGCCAUCUCUUUCGCCAUGGAUUCGAGGAAGGCCGCCAUUCCGACAUCACUGUGAAUGCUUUUGGCCAGAGUUACAGACUUCAUAAACUGCUUCUCGACCGCGUACCUUAUUUCUCGUCUGCAUUCUCUGGGUCUUGGGCAGAGAGCACAGCGCGAGAGAUGACAAUCCCGUGCGAAGACCUCGAUCCCUACAUCACGAAAAACGCUUUCGAGCUUGCCCUGAAGAGAAUAUACGGAACACAGUUUCCUGUGCAGGAAGAAGAAGAAGCCAUUGGGCUGUUCGCUACAGCAUGUUGGCUGGACAUGCCUGACCUUGUGGAUUCUUGUGUCGACUCGAUCCUUCGACAGAUGCAGCCAGCUACCCUUCACAGCUUGAUUAAGCUAGUAACUAACAAUUACUACGGGAAAGCUGGAGAUCGCAUCCUCGCUUCUGCCAAAGCCAUGCUGUGCAAAGAGGGCUGGGAGAUGCCGUAUGAGUAUUGGGACGAGAUUCCGGCUGAAAUCAUUCGCGAGAUCGUUGGUGGGGAUCCCUUCUUCGUCCCAAGCGAGUGGGAGAGGUGGUACCUCGCUUUGAAGCUGUUGAAUCGCCGACUAAAGGCCAAAGCCAUCGAAGGAGGGCUAGUCUCCCCAAGUGGUCGAUACCUGUACCCCAAACCAACAAGUCUGCGAUUCUUUGCCGUGAGAUUUGAUGCCCCUUAUAGGAUAACUGGACACAAUAGGUAUGUUUCCGAGAAGGACGAGGCUUGGGUGGCGCUGUACACAUCUCCGGAAAUCGCUCCACUGCUUGUCCUGCUGGACGAGGGAAUUCACUAUGUUCAUCUUCGCUUCGAACAACUGCAGCAAAUCCGGACGCAGAAGGACAUUCUUGGAGUUCCAGUACUCCCAGAAAAGGUCAUUGGAGAUGCUUUAUGGAUGUCGAUGGAACUGCGACAGAAAGUUCUCAAUGCCCGGGAAACUGACGAGACACUCGGACUGAGUGAGGUAGCCGAAGACGUUGAGGACCUCGAGGAUCAUGCUGAGCAAGCAUCGGUCCACAAGAAGGGAAAGUCACGAGAUGAUGGCCCAGCCGACCCGAACGAAGUUCCUGCAGAAAUGGAGUCUGGCUCUUGGGAUGGCAACGGUAAACCUCGAAAAUUCUGGAUUCCGACUAACGAUGUCUCGUGUGUGAUGGGGGGCACUCGAGAAGCUUGUGUAGCCGCCAACUCUACGAGCGUUGCAGAGUGGAGCACGCAUGCCGCCAGGUUAUCAGCGAGCCUCGAGCCCACUGAUGUCGCCUGGGCUCUCGACUUCACAAGUGGCAACGUUAUGGACAGCGGCAGGCCUCCCUCCAGAGGAUACUCGCCGACGUCCGCGCCCCGUUUCAGCUAUUACCCUCCAUUUCGGUUUUCAGCGGAGUUCCCAAGCCCGCGGACACUCAAGGAAAAGAAACGGGUCUAUUCCCACACGGUUUGGUAUGCGGGGAGUCUGUGGAAUCUUUAUAUCCAGCGCGUCAAUAACUCCAAAGUCCAGCAAUUGGGCAUAUACUUGCACAGGGCCAAGGAUAAAGACCCGUGUGAAGACCCUCUUGCCUUGUGGAUGUCUUCCACUGUGGACGAUCGCAUUGGGCAGCUGGAGCGGGAGAUGCUGCUUCGGAAGAACGAACGGCGGAAUCGGAGUUGGCACGUCAAUGAGCCCGUUCGUGGGUCGGCAGUUGAGCAGGAGGAUGCAUCAGCCGAGUCGACACAAGAAUAUGACAGUUCAAAUCCGCAGAUGACGGAAGGCGAAAGAGUGACUUUGCGCCGGCGGACGGCCAAGUCGGUACAAAAGACUUCACAAACCCCCCAAGCUACAGGCAUCCAAUCCACCGACUCCUCUCCUCCAGACGGCCUGAUGCUCGACUCGGAUGAAGAGGAUGCAGAGCUGUUGCGAACCAACAGGAAAUACAAUGUUUCGGCAAUGCCACCUUACAUGGAUUCGCGUCCGACGAUCCGAACAUAUUUUAAGAUCUACUCACCCAGCAAGGGCGGGCGACUUUUGAGCAUUUAUGAGAGCGCACCAGACAAGUUUGAUGUCAGCAAGAGUUGGGGAUGGAAGAGCAGCCAAAUGCAGCUCGAUGAUGGGAUCGGUGGAUGUGUAACGACGAAGUCUAGCAAGGACGGGAAGUUGAGGUAUAUGGUCGUCAUUGGCAACAUCUAA